Drosophila takahashii is the source of this 1365-nucleotide messenger RNA. It is a transcript of the gene AP-1sigma, whose product is annotated as AP-1 complex subunit sigma-2. Lineage: Eukaryota; Metazoa; Arthropoda; Insecta; Diptera; Drosophilidae. Gene Ontology annotation, cellular component: membrane coat; intracellular membrane-bounded organelle; AP-1 adaptor complex. Gene Ontology annotation, molecular function: clathrin-cargo adaptor activity. The record is from RefSeq and is a predicted model, not a curated record. Gene Ontology annotation, biological process: intracellular protein transport; vesicle-mediated transport.
UGCGAAUGGCAGCUCUGCUGGAAGAAGAGUUUUCUAUGUGUGUUUUGUUCGGUGGCUGCAUGGAAAAAUAAGGUUUUCCAAUAUAUUUUGUACAGCUAGCACACAGGAAAACUCAAACACACGGAGGAAAAGCACAGUUCAUGAUGCUUUUCAUGCUGCUCUUCAGUCGGCAGGGCAAACUGCGCUUACAGAAAUGGUACAUGGCCUAUCCCGAUAAAGUGAAAAAGAAGAUCACCCGGGAACUGGUCACCACCAUUCUGGCCAGGAAACCUAAGAUGUGCUCUUUUCUGGAGUGGAAGGACUGCAAAAUUGUCUACAAGAGGUAUGCCAGCUUGUAUUUCUGUUGCGCCAUCGAGCAGAACGACAACGAGCUGCUGACACUGGAGAUUAUCCAUCGCUAUGUGGAGCUGUUGGAUAAGUACUUCGGCAGCGUCUGCGAGCUGGACAUAAUUUUUAACUUUGAAAAAGCCUACUUCAUCCUGGACGAGCUGCUUAUUGGCGGUGAGAUCCAGGAGACGUCCAAAAAGAACGUACUUAAGGCGAUCGCCUCGCAGGAUCUGCUCCAAGAGGACGAAGCCGUUGAGGGCACUUUAAGAGACAUUGGACUCCUCUAAAGAACUAGUACUCCCUAGAACUUAUGUAGUUGAUAUUACACGCACACCCAGACACAACAAGCACUGAAUAACACACACAGAUACACCCCCAGCGAUAAUAUGUGCUGCACUUGGCACUUUUCAACACUGCUCCAACCACUUCUCAACACUAGUGUGUGAUUUGGCUGUUGUACAGCACUGAUGCGCUGAAUAAAAUUAAUAAAAUGAUAAGCAAGAAGAUGCCAAGCAGCGUGUGAGGCUCCAAAAAGCAAUAAAUACUAGAUAGUAACAUCAGAGCAUCUGGCAUGCGGUUUUUCAUACACCCUCUCGUAAAUUUCACACACACACACACAGAGAGAGAUAUUAUAGAAUCAGCAAAGUUCAUGCAAAACAAGCCAACCUCACGUAGUUCCAUCUGGGGUUCCCUCAACCUGAAUUAAUAUUCUUCUUCCUAUCUACAUUAUAUAAUCGAAAGAUCAUUCCAAUCAAUCACCAAAAUGGGCAAUAACUAAUUUAGUGGGGAAAUAUAUGCAAUACUAUUCUUACAAUAGAAACAAGUAAGCUUUAAUGUUGAAAAAAAAUGAGAACGAUAUAUAAUUGCAAAUUGUAAUAAUCAUCCCAUAGUGGUAACCGAAUAAAGUCUAGUUUAUGUAUAUCUACAAAUAUAUAUAUGUUUAUGUAUGUGUGUUGUACGUUUUAGCCAAAUUUUCUGUGUUUUGUAACUGAAAAAAAAAAACAGAUUAAAAUAAAAAAACCAAGUAUUUUUCAAAAA